GCCAGUGCACUGAGAAAUAUCAGGUAUUGAUGUAACUGGAGUGAAUAAGGGAACCUUCUUCCUGAGCACAGACAUUGGAGCCUGUUAUCAGCAUGAACUCAUAUGUGUUAGGUAAUGCUUGCUCUCGCAGUCGUCCUGUCUGUUGAUCCACUACUUCAAGUUGAAGAUUUUCAAAUAGUUGCAGGAGGUUUCAACCUUGGCCGUAGAGGUUUCGCUGAUUGAACUCUCUCCUGGACAAAGUGACCAACUUGUGGUGUCCAAGCUGAUAAAAGACACGGCCAGAGCACUGAGAGAUAUCAGGUAUUGAUGUAACUGGAGUGAAUAAGGGAACCUUCUUCCUGAGCACAGACAUUGGAGCCUUUUAUCAGCAUAAACUCCUAUGGGUCAGACAAACACGUGAAUAGUUCAUAUCUAUCCUUCGCUACAGGAAGCAUCAGAAUGAUACCACAAACUCCAAUAGUCUUAUAAACUAAUAACUAUUCACAAACAUUGGGGAUAUCACCAUAGAUAUUUAAAGGAGAUGUUGAAUUAGCAGGAACUGAGCAGCAAUCAUUGUGUACAGAGAGUAAUUUAGUCAUCAAACAAGAGGACAACAUUUAUGACUUAUCUAGUGAAAUUAUUAUCCCUGAGGAUAAACCACAUUCAUUUACUGAGUUUUCAAAACAUAUUAAAGAAGGGAAAAGUCUACAGUCUAGCCAAAUUAUUAAUACAAAGGAGAAACCUUUCAAAUCUACAGAAUGUGAGAAAAGCUUUAGAUGGAAGUCUCAUCUACUAGAACAACACAAAAUUCACACAGGGUGCGGCAAAUGUUUUACAAGAAUGGAUCAUCUGAAAACUCAUAAAAAGAUUCACACAGGAGAAAAGCCAUUCACAUGUACAGAGUGUGGAAAAGGUUUUACACAAAAGAGUGAUCUAAAAAAGCAUGAAAGGAUUCACACAGGAGAAAAUCUUUUCACAUGUACAGAGUGUGGAAAAUCUUUUACAGAUAAGCGUUAUCUGAGAAAACAUAACAUGAUUCACACAGGAGAAAAGCCGUUCACAUGUACAGAGUGUGGAAAAAGUUUUAUACAAAAGAGUAAUCUGAAAAAGCAUGAAAGGAUUCACACAGGAGAAAAGCCGUUCACAUGUACAGAGUGUGGAAAAAGUUUUAUAGAAAAGAGUGAUCUGAAAAAGCAUGAAAGGAUUCACACAGGAGAAAAGUCGUUAAUAUGUACAGAGUGUGGUAAAAGUUUUAUACUAAAGAGUAGCCUGAAAACUCAUGAAAGGAUUCACACAGGAGAAAAGCCUUUCACGUGUACAGAGUGUGGAAAAAGUUUUGCACAAAUGAGUCAUCUGAAAAGUCAUGAAAGGAGUCACACAGGAGAAAAGCCUUUCACAUGUACAGAGUGUGGAAAAAGUUUUAUACGAAAGAGUAGCCUGAAAACUCAUGAAAGGAUUCACACAGGAGAAAAGCCUUUCACAUGUACAGAGUGUGGAAAAUGUUUUACAGAAAAGAGUGAUCUGAAAAAGCAUGUAAGGAUUCACACAGGAGAAAAGCCGUUCACAUGUACAGAGUGUGGAAAAAGUUUUACAGAAAAGAGUGAUCUGAAAAAGCAUGUAAGCAUUCACACAGGAGAAAAGCCAUUCACAUGUACAGAGUGUGGAAAAAGUUUUACACAUAUUAGUAAUCUGAAAACUCCUGAAAGGAUUCACAAGGGAAGAAACACUUCACAUGUUUAGAAAGUGGAAAAAGGGUUUUAUUGAAAUAGGUAUCAAAAAACACCAAAUAUUUACACACAAAUAAACUUUAUAUACACAGUGUACAAACCUUUUUACAAUUAUCCUAAAGAGGACAAACUCUCUAAACAGAAGCAUCAAAAAGGAUCAUAUUGUAAAUAAUACUUUCUAAAGCCCAGUUAUAAAAGCCUCAGAUUGGAAGUGACCUCCUGCUGUCCUUUGUUCCUCUAUGUAUGUGCACCUCAGUUUCUCUCAUAUAAAUGUGAUAGAAUCCAAACACCACACAGGAAUAUACAGAUCUGUCCUCAUACUGACCAGUUUACACAACCAUUCACCACCAAAGCACCCCCAGUGUUGUUUAUUAAUAUGCCAGUGUUAGGAGUUGUACGUUUGAUUUACAUAGGGAGGAAAAUAAUUACAUUUACAGAAUAAAGGAGUCUUUAUAUGAAUAGGGUUUUAGAGAAUUAUAUAAACAAGAACAUCAGUCUCAAAUGAUUGACAUCUGGGAGAUAUAUUUAAUGUGCACAUCAUGUGGAUAAACCUUUUCUUUUAGCAAUAGAUGCUUAGCAUUGUACAUGUUAUAUACCAGAGAAAUUACUAAGGGGAAACUGAUUUUAUUUGAUGAGAGACAAUAUCAGUAACCGGUACAUACGUGAUCAUAAUCAGUUUAAUUUAAAUGGCUACUAUAAUUAAAGGGAAUAUUAAAUAUCUGAUAAAUCCCUUUGUAUCAAGAGCACAAGUGUUAGGUAUAUUUAUAACAUUUUGUGCAUAUAUCAUGUAAUGAUCUUUUUGAUUAUAUAAUAUUAUGUAAUGGUUUUUCCUGGAAAUAAAAAGUGAUUGUAAUCCA
Molecule: messenger RNA, 2563 nt
Organism: Bombina bombina (fire-bellied toad)
Lineage: Eukaryota; Metazoa; Chordata; Amphibia; Anura; Bombinatoridae
Product: oocyte zinc finger protein XlCOF6-like
Exons: 5
Coding region: 820-1719 (299 amino acids)
Source: RefSeq, a predicted model, not a curated record